ACAUUCGUUAAUUAACCAGUAAAAUGAAAGCCAUCACACUUGUCCUUUUGGUUAUGGUUUCGGCCACCUGCCUGAUUAAAACUCAGGCCAGUUCAAUUAGAUGGAGCGAUCAAAACUUGGACUUUGAGUUCGACUUUGAAUCGGAGUUGGAACAGCUGCUCGAUGAAUUGGAUAACGAACUGGAUUAUAUGGAUGUGGAGGAACGGGGCUUUGUGGGAAGUGUCAGGAAAAUCCUUCGCAAAGCUUUGACCACGGUUCGUGGCACCAACUGCAUCAUCAAGGAGGUGGUGAACAUCCUGAGUUCCUGCACCAACUACGUGGAUGCCAUUGAUGCCUGUGGCACGGCGAUUCCCAAGGAUGUGGCCAAGAUUGUGAACUCCGUGAAGCAGAUUAUUAAUAUCUGCAAUGAUAUCAUCCACCUGCGUUCUCAACUGUGUGCUACGGACGAUUCCGAUGGUUCGGUCAUCAAGAACACAUCGAAAUGCUUCUGGAAAUUGUUUAUAUCCUCGAUGAAGUUGACCAGGAGGAUCAACGAGACCCUGAAGCUUAUUGCAAAAUUGCCCAAAGAUACCAGUUCCUGUUUCGUGGAUGCCACCAAUAGUGUUUCGGCUUCCUUCAAUUCUUUUUUGCCAAACAUCAACGUGUGCAUUGAUUCUAUGUAAAUGUUUACUUUAAGAAAAUACUAAAUGUUUUAGCAGAAAAAGAAACUUCAUACGACA
This is a messenger RNA of Drosophila ficusphila, 719 nucleotides long. RefSeq lists its product as uncharacterized. Bases 24 to 662 code for a protein of 212 amino acids. NCBI's taxonomy places the organism in Eukaryota, Metazoa, Arthropoda, Insecta, Diptera, Drosophilidae. The record is from RefSeq and is a predicted model, not a curated record. The transcript is spliced from 2 exons.